Molecule: messenger RNA, 3584 nt
Organism: Acanthaster planci (crown-of-thorns starfish)
Lineage: Eukaryota; Metazoa; Echinodermata; Asteroidea; Valvatida; Acanthasteridae
Product: immunomodulatory peroxidase-like
Biological process (GO): response to oxidative stress
Molecular function (GO): heme binding; peroxidase activity
Source: RefSeq, a predicted model, not a curated record
GAGCAGGAGCAACCCACAUCAGUUGAAAAGAGGCACUCUAUGGUUGAGAGUGUUCAAUUUGUUGAUAUGCGACCGUAACGCAUGCAUUCACAAAGUCGUUCGUGAACUAGCAGAGUUCAAUUCUGACCGAAGGACCCUCCGUUGCCAAGAAAACUGCGCACUGUCUUGGUCUAGCCAGAGGCUUAUACCCCAAAAUGCAGAUUUUGCCGUCUGCACCAUGUAUGCACUACUUGUGGCAUGUUUUCAUCUUCGGGCGGCGUGCAACUAAGGUAACAUUGGAGAGUAGCAGAGAUCCUGUCGAGGUCCUUGGUCAGUUCAAGAGUGUCCAGUCCGUCUCAGUAGGUGAAGCAAACCUGCUGACCUUCUUGGAAUCUGACGACGCAGACUUCAUAACCAGGAUUGACUCGGCAAUGGCAAACAAUCUUAUCGAUCAGGUGAUUCACCGACUCCAACCAGCUACCGACUCCACUGUAUGCAGUGAUUCGACCCGACGAUACAGGACGCCGGACGGUACCUGCAAUAACCAGGAGCACCCGGAAUGGGGGAUGGCAAACCUGCCGCUAAGGAGAUUCCUCCCGUCAUCGUAUGACGAUGACAAAAAAGCCCCACGUAAAUCUUCUAGUGGUUACAACUUACCAAGUGCGAGGAUGGUUUCCAUUGGUGCGACUAAUGAAGUCAGAGAACUGUUAGCCAGUGGGUAUAGCGCUCUCAACGUCCAUUUUGGUCAGCUGCUCAGCCAUGACCUUAGCCAAGUCCCACAGAUACCAGGUAAAUGCAGUGACUGUCAGAUGUCCGACAUCUGUUUUCCCAUUCCGAUUCCUACCAACGACCCAGUGUUCACUGAUCAAAAGUGCUUUGACUUUUCACGGUCGGUUGGUACACCAUCUCGAUACGGAGACCAGCCAUGGGCCUGUCAGCAGACCAACAGGAUUACAUCCUACCUGGAUGCAUCUUUCGUGUACGGGUCCAGUCUGAAGACCAUGGAUUCACUGAGGAUACGCAGUGAUCCUCAGGGUCUGCUACGCGUGACACCGAAUCCUGACCCUUCCAAAAUGGACUUGCUUCCCCCGGAUAACGAGAUUUCAAACUGUGCCGGACAAGACGCUCACAUCACCUGCGGGAAAUCAGGCGACUCAAGAACAGCCGAACAGGUUGGUCUCACUGCAUUACACACAGUUUGGUUGAGGGAACACAACCGCAUCGCCCGGGAGCUCUCUCGCAUCAACUACCACUGGAACGGAGAUCGUGUUUUCCACGAGGCGCGGAAGAUCGUCGGUGCGGAAUGGCAGCAUAUUGUCUAUAACGAGUACCUUCCACUUCUCAUCGGCAAGCGAGUUGCAAGGCUGUAUGGGCUCGACGUGAACCUACAGACGGGUGCAGAGUAUGCGUACGAUGGCAGCGUGGACGCCACCAUCCGCAAUGGUUUUGCUACGGCCGCGUUUCGUCUUGGGCAUAGUCAAAUAUCGGCCACCGUUUGGCGAGUGGACCAACAUUUUGAGCGAGUCUUCAGCGACAUCAAGACAAGAGAAGCCUUCUUCAAUGCCACUCAUAUCUAUGACACUCAGGGCGGCGGAUCGGGUGCCAUUUUGAGGGGAAUGCUUGUUCAACCCUUAGAUGGAGUGGAUAGAUUCUUCUCGUCUGCAGUGCGAAGCCAUCUGUUUGAGGAUCCGGUUAAAGGGUUUGGUCUUGAUCUCAUCGCACUGAACAUUCAGAGAGGUCGUGACCACGGGCUCCCUGGGUACGUUCGCUUCAGAGCGGAGGUGUGUGGAUUUGGCCUAAUUACCACUUGGGAGGAUUUGGAGCACGCAUUACCACGAAGAAUUGCCAAACGUCUGAGAAGAAUUUAUAGAUCCGUAGAAGAUAUCGACCCCUUUGUCGGGCUCUUCGCCGAGCGUCAUCUGCCAGGCACGCUAGUAGGACCAACUCUCGCCUGCCUGCUCGCCAAACAGUUCAGCUACCUUAAGCAAGGGGACCGCUUCUGGUAUGAAAAUACAGAAGGGGAGCAGGCAUUAACUAGUGAACAGCGAGAGGAGAUCCAAAAGUCGAGCAUGGCCCGUGUGUUGUGUGAUAAUACGGAUGAUCUGCUGGAGAUUCAACCCUGCGCAUUCCUGAUGCCCGAUGACGAUGAAUUGUGGAGUAUGUACCGAAGGCAGAAAUAUGAAUACGAAUCCUUCGUCGAAUAUAGUAAAUAUCAUCGCUAUCCUGAUCGCAACGGUCAACUGAGGAACUUCUCCAAUCGAAGGGCAAACUGUGAAGACGAGUCCAGAAUUCCAAGGAUGGAUCUAAACGCGUGGGCAGAACGCUAGGCAAAGAAAACUUGACACAGAUUGCUGCUAACAUAGAAUCACUCAAAAUUUUCUUCCCUGGUAUAUAGUUGUUUCCUUUUCAAUUAUUGUAUUGUUUCGUUUUGCUUUUUGUUAUUAUUUUAUUUGUCAUCAUCAAAAAGGACGAUACAAAAAUACACGAAGAGCACAAGACGACAGGAGCUGAAACAGUGAACCUAAUCACUAUUGCCGGCAGGCACACAGCCCCAAACGACUACUAACAACACAAAGGCAUUACAAAAGAUACAAUAAAAAUCAAAAAGAUCGAUAUACUUCUAUACAAAAUGUUAAAGCCAAACCCAGCAGGGAGAAGCAGUUACAAAUUAAAAAGGUCAUUUAACAGAAAAAAGGGGUGAAAAACGCAAUAUGAAAUUUUAUGAAUAUGAAUUAUUCUGCCACAGCACUCUGCUGUUUAAGAUAUAAGCUAUGUUCGAAAGAACUUAAAACUUCGUUUGGAAAAAAUGUCAACUCAGAAAUAUUGCGCCAAUCUAACGACUGACUUUGAAAUGUAUUAAUUACACCAAAUUCUUGUCGUUAAGCCAGAAUUUGAGUUGCUCAAGAGUGGAAAUAAUUCUUAAAAGGUAGAAAUAGGCCAUUAUGAUGUAAGAUCCUGCAUGAAUGUAAUGCGUAUUACAGGCGUACAUCUUUAUCACGAACAUCGCCCCCUUAUAUGUAGUGUAUAUGGUUCCCCCCUUUCAAUUUCCAUGGCCAAGUCAUCUGCCCCACCAGUCGGCACCCCCCCCAUCUUUCCCCAUCCCCCUUCUUCCCCAACAACACACGUACAACUUCUCCAUUAUCACUUAGUUAUGGUUUCAAUACAGUGCUUAUUAUUUGUUGGUUUGAAAGCUACAUGAGAUAUUUGCAUUUAGUAGAUUAUUCUGAUGUUCAUUCUGUACAGACGGCCAGCCUUUAUUAAGAUUAGCCAUACUCAAGCGGUCACUGAAGGUUCAAUGUGCAAAGCAGUCUCUCGGUUUUCUCUUUAAAGAAGUGUGGCUUUCGUCUGAUACCUAUUGUCACGUGAAACCUGAUUCCAAAUGAUUUACACCUCGAGGAUCAAUUCGCUUAUUGUGCUGGAGUUAUUACCGGGUUAUUUGCCUAAGUUGGUUUACACUGACGAUUUCUCAAGUCGCCAUUUAUCUGUGAUUUUUUGUCAGUAUACUGCUGUGGUUAUCGACCGUUAUUGUAUUUUGUUCUGGGCUGCAGGAAUAGGUCGAGCCGUUAAUAACAAAAAAAUAAUAAUAGCAUAAUGUUAGUACAUGA